AUGAAAUCUAGCAUUUUCCUCCUCCUGGCAACGUCCCUAGCGCACGCCGAAGCACGCUUCGCCCCCGGAAGCACCACCGACGAAAUCACCAUCCCAGAACACGAUACCCUAGACGACAGCAUAGUAAUCACCACGCCCGAAAACGCCCCCAACGCAAUCGACCCCAACAGAGGCGACACCAAGAAACCCCCCUAUUACCUCCUAGUCGGCGACUCCACCGUCGCCUCCAACACCGGCUGGGGCGACGGCCUGCUCGCGCUGACGUCUCACCCCGACAACGGCAUCAACUGGGGCAAGGGCGGUGCGACGACUGUCUCUUACCGCGAGGAGGGCCUGUGGGACCAGGUGAUCUCUAACACGACCGAGUUCAAGGUUGACCACGAGCCUAUCGUGACGAUCCAGUUUGGUCAUAAUGACCAUAAGGUUAAUUCGGGUAUCUCGCUGCAUGGGUUCGAGGAGAAUUUGAAGAAUAUGGCGCUGGAUGUUAAGAAGGCUGGGGGGACGCCGAUCCUCAUAACCCCCCUCACAGUCCGCUCCUUCGAAAAAGACAUCCUAGUCGACAGCCUCGCCCAACAGCGCGAGAAAGCCAUCGCAGCCGCCAAGGCCGCCGGCGUGGAUUUCAUCGACCUGAACACCGCCAGCAGGAACUACGUGCAGAAGAUCGGCAAGGAAGGCUCCGCCAGCUACGACCUCAACUCGAAUGACCAGGUCCAUCUGAGCCCCACCGGGCGGGCGGUGUUCGCCCGUAUGGUGGCCGAUUUGCUGGUCAAGGCGCGGCCUGAUUUGGAGAAGUCGUUGAAGGCGAAGGAUGAGGUUAGUGAGAAGAUUGCUGCUGGGGAGGUUGUUACUGUUGAUCAGGAGAAGCAGCAGUAG
Messenger RNA from Aspergillus campestris IBT 28561, 873 nucleotides. Its product is annotated as acetylesterase. Gene Ontology annotation, molecular function: hydrolase activity. Bases 1 to 873 code for a protein of 290 amino acids. The record is from RefSeq and is a predicted model, not a curated record. Lineage: Eukaryota; Fungi; Ascomycota; Eurotiomycetes; Eurotiales; Aspergillaceae. The transcript is spliced from 2 exons.